UGAUGCACACAGACAAGGUAAAGACCCCAUGGGUCGUGCAGGGAAGAACCAUUGUGAAUAUAGUGAAUGCAGGACUGUCAGGAACCAGGAUCUUGCACAACAUGACUGUAUUUGUGCUGAAGUAAAGCCCUAUGAGUGUGUACAGUGUAGAAAGGCCUUCAGCUCUACGUCAGACCUCAUGCAGCACCAACAGAUUCACACUGGAGAAAAACUUUUUGAGUGCAAAGAAUGUGGAAAAGCCUUCAAACAUAAGUUCCACCUCACAUACCACCAGCAGAUUCACACUGGAGAGAAGCCCUAUGAGUGCCAUGACUGUGGAAAGACCUUCACCUUCAAAUCUAUAUUUGUCCGCCAUAGUAAGAUCCACACUCAAGAGAAAGCCUUAGAGUGCAAAGAAUGUGGAAAUGCCUUUAAGCAGAGGUCCCACCUCAUGUAUCACCAGCGUAUUCACACUGGAGAGCAGCCCUUUGAGUGCAAUGAAUGUGGAAAGACCUUCACCCAAAUCUCAUCUUUUUUCCAGCACAAUAGUAGCCACACUGGAGAAAAAUCCUUUGUAUGCAAAGACUGUGGGAACUCCUUUUCAAACAGGUUUAAUUUGAGUCAGCACAUGAAGAUUCACACUGGCGAGAAACCCUAUGAGUGCCGUGAGUGUGGAAAAGCUUUUUACCGCAAGUCACACCUCACAGAGCACCGACGGAUUCACACUGGAGAAAAGCCCUAUGAAUGCAGCAAAUGCGGAAAGUCUUUUGCCUACUACUCUGGUUUUGUCCAACAUACUUGGAUCCACACUGGCGAGAAACCCUUUAAGUGCAAAGAAUGUGGGAAAAGCUUUUGCUCCAAGUUUAACUUGAGUCAACACGUGAUGAUGCACGUUGGAAGGAAGCCCCACGAAUGCAAUAAAUGUGGAAAGGCCAUCGACCAACACUCGUCUUGUGUUCAUCACAGGACCCACACUGGAGAAAAACCAUUUAAAUGCAAAGUCUGUGGGAAGGCCUUUUGCUACAUCUCUAGUUUAAAACGACACAUGAAGAAGCACACUGGAGAGAAGCUCUGUGAGUGCAUCAAGUGUGGGAAAGCUUUCAUUCUCAAGUCACACCUCAUAAAACACCAGCAGAUCAGCCAGUAAAUGUGGAAUGGCCUUCACUGAACACUCAUCAUUUAUCCAGUGUAAUAGGAUCCUCACUGUAGGAAACAAUAUUUUUUACUCCUUUAUGAAAUACCAAAAUGCCCCUCCUUUGCUCUCCUGUUCCCUAUGGUUAAGUCCUCUCACUCACCUCUCCCUCACACCUCUACAGCCUAUUUUCUCCAAGGCUGCUGGCUCCUGAGAGGGCUUGAGGUGUUUCCUGCUUAGUGUAGUUCUCUGAAGCCAUAACACCUGGUGUCAAAUCCUAACUCUGCUGACUAGGAGCUGUAUUGCCCUGUGCAGGUUAAUAAUCUCUCUCUGCCUUGGUUUCUCAUUGGUAAAAUGGGUAAUUUAGUAACGUAGUAUUUACUUCACAGGGCUGUUGUGAGAGUAAAUGGUUUACUGUAUGACAAAACUGAGAACAGAAUCCAUUUCUCCAAGUGUAUGUGGGUUGACAGUUAUGAUCCCCGCUGAUGUUGUUACUUAUUAUUGAUAGCGCCAUUGUUAUUGUCAUCGUCUUUGUCAUGUCUGGAUUCAAGACCUUUGGAGCAAUUUUGUGAAGCUUUAUGAUUAAACAUCAUAGAUACCAGAGACAGCCAGACCUGGAUUCCCAACUUGGAUCAGCUGCUUACCAUUUCCAUCUAUUUCAGCAAAUCAGAUUAUUUCCUUGACCUUCUUCAUCUUCACCAACAAAGUGUGCUUUUCAAGGAAGCAGCAUCAUUGGGAUGCCAUUAGGAACACCUAGAAUGAAUCAUUUUGUGCCAUUUUACUUAGGAUGUAAAAAGACUUCGCUUGAUUUGACAAAGUGCAUUGGCAAGAUAGUGGAAUAGGAAGUUCCAGCCUUCAUUCUCUCAGAGAAACUCCACUUUGACAACGAUCUGUGCACAAAAAUACCUUCUUGAAAGCUCUGGUUUCCAGGUGAGAGAUUACAGCAGUCAGGUGGAACAUAGAAAGGAGAAACGAUGCAUUGAAGAGGGUAGGAUCAGCAGUUUCAGUUUUGCUCAAACCUGUUUAGAUGAAUGCUGAGAUUGAUUUUAAGUCAAAAACUAUCACAAGAGACAAUAUCAUUUUAUAAUAAGAGUCAGUUCAUCAAGAGAAUAUAACAAUUAUAAAUAUAUGUGCACUCAACAUUAGUGCACCUAAACAUUAAGCAAACUUUGACACAUCUGAAGGGAGAAAUAGAUAGCAAUAUAAUAAUAGUAGACUUUAAUACCCCACUUACGGUAAUGUACAGGUUUUUCAGACAGAAAAUCAAUAGGGAAAGAGUGGACCUGAACUACUCUAUUAGACCAAAUGGACCUAACAGAUGUAUACAGAGCAUUCCAUCCACCAGCAGCACAAUACACAUUCUUCUCAAGCUACAUGGGACGUUCUCCAGGAUAGAUCAAAUGCUAGAUCACAAAACAAGACUUAACAAAUUUAAGAAGAGUGAAAUGAUUCCAAGUAUCUUUUCCAACCAAAAUGGAAUGAAACUAGAAAUCAAUAACAAAAAGAAAAUGGAAAAAUUUGCAAAUACAUGUAAAUUCAACAACAUUCUUGAACAACCAUUGGGUCAAAGAAGAAAGCAAAAGGGAAAUUAGAAACUUGCUUCAGACAAUUGAAAACGAAAACACGAUAUACCAAAACUAAUGGGAUGCAGUAAAAUGGGAUGUACUAAGAGGGAAGUUUAUAGUGAUAACUUCUUGCAUUAAAAAAGAUCUCAAACAAACUGCCUAAUAUACCUCAAAGAACUAGAAAAAACAAACUAAGUCCAAAGUUAGCUGAAGAUAGGAAUAAUAAGAGUUGGUUCUUUCAAACGAAAGAAUAAACCUUUAGCUAGGCAAACUGAGAAGAAAAGCGAGAAGACUCAAAAUCAGAAAGGAAAAGGAGACAUUACAAGCAAUGCCACAGAAAUUUUUUAAAAAUCACAAGGGACUAUUAUGAGCAAUUAUAUGCCAAAAAAUUAGAUAAACUCCUAGAACUAUCAACCUACCAGGACUAAAUCAAGAAGAAACAAAACCUGGACAGAGAAGUAACAAAUAAUGAGAUUGAGUCAGAAAGGAAAAAACCUUCCAAGAAAGAGAAGCAUAGGACCAGAUGGUUUCACAGGUGAAUGCUAUCAAACAUGUAAAUAAGAAUUAAUACCAACCCUUUGUAAAGUCUUCCAAAACCUAAAAGCAUAGAGAACACUUCAAAACUAUUUUUAUGAGGCCAGCAUCACACUGAUAGCAAAGCCACACAAAGACACCAAAAGAAAAGAAAACUACAGGCCAAAAUCCUUGAUGAGCAUGGAUGAAAAGUACAAAUAUUUACAAACAAUUCAACGGCCCAUUAAAAGGAUCAUAACUAUGAUCAAGUAGGAUGUAUCUUUGGAAUGCAAGGAUGGUUCAACAUAUGCAAAACAGUGUGAUACACUACAUUAACUGAAGGAUAAAAACAUGGUCAUCUCAGUAGAUACAGAAAAAGCAUUUGGCAAAAUGCUCUUGGGAAAACAUCUUUUCAUGAUAAAAACUCUGAACAAGUUAGAUAUAGAAGGAACUUACCUCAAUAAAGAUCAUAUAUGACAAGCCCACAGCUAACAUCAUACUCUGGUGAAAAAUUGAAGUUUUCCUCUAAGAUCUGGAACGAGGCAAGAUGCCCACCUUUGUCACUUCUAUUCAAUGUAGUAAUGGAAGUCCUAGGCAGAGGAAUUAGCCAAUAAAAAAAUUUUUUAAAAGGUAUCCAAAUAGAAAAGGAAGAAGUAAGGUUACCUGUGUUUGCAGAUGACAUGAUCUUGUAUGUAGAAAACCCUGAAGGCUCCACCAAAAAAUUCUGAGAACUAAUAAAUUCAUUAAUGUUGCAGGAUAUAAGAUCAAAGUACAAAAGUCAGUUCCAUUUCUGAACACUAACAUAUCUGAAAAGGAAAUUAAGAAAAUGAUCCUAUUUGCAAUAGUAUCAAAAAUGAAUGAAAUACUCUAGGAAUAAACUUAACCAAAGAGGUGAAAGCCUUGUAAAGCGAAAUCUAAAAAACACUGAUGAAAGAAAUAAAAGCAGUCUAGGGGCCAGUCCAGUGGCAUAGUGGUUAAGUUUGCACACUACACUUUGGCAGCCUGGGUUCGCAGGUUCUGAUCCUGGGCAUGGACCUACACCACUCAUCAAGCCAUGUUGUGGUGGCAACCCACAUGCAAAAUGCAGGAAGAUUGGCACAGAUGUUAGCUCAAGGCUAAUCUUCCUCAAGCAAAAAAAGAGGAAGAUUGGCAACAGAUGUUAGCUCAGAGUGAAUCUUUCUCACCAAAAAAAAAAUGGGCAAAGGAACUGAGUAGACAUUUCUCCAAAGAAGAUGGCUCCAAAAAUGACUAACAUAUGAAAAGGUGCUCAGCAUCAGUAAUCCUCAGGGAAAUGUAAAUCAAAACCACAAUGAGAAAUUACCUCACACCUGUUGGGAUGACUUUUAAGAAAACAAAAGAACAAGUGCUGGCAAGGUUGUGGAGAAAAGAGAACCUUUGCACACUCUUGAUGAGAAUGUAAAUUGGUGUAGGUGCUGUGGAAAACAGUAUGGAGGUUCCUCAGAAGAACUAAAAAUAGAACUACCAUAUGAUCCAGCAAUUCCACUUCUGGAUACAUGUCCAGAAGAAUUGAAAGCAGAAUCUUGAGAUAUCUGAAAUCUCGUGUUCAUAGCAGCACUAUGCACAAUAGCCGAGACAUACAAGCAACCUAAAUGUCCAUCAGUGGAUGAAUGGAUAAAGAACAUUUGGCAUGUACUUACAGUGUUAUAUUAUUCCACCUUCAAAAAGGAAAUCCUGCCAUUUGCAAUAACAUGGAUGUACCUGAGGACCUUAUGCUUGGUGAAAUAAGCCAGUUACAGAAGAACAAAUACUAUAUGAUACCACUGAUGUGGUGAGACAUAGAAACAGAGUGGAGUGGUGCCCAGGGGCUUGGCAGAGGGGGAAAUGUGUGGGUAUUAGUCAAAGGGUACAAAGUUUUGGUUAUACAAGAUAAGUUCUAGAGAUAUGUACAGCAUAGGUAACAAUACUAUUGUAUACUUAGAGAUAUGCUAAAACAGCAUAUCUUUAUGUUAUGUUCUUAUCAUACACAAAAAAGGUAAUAAUAAGAGGGUAGGGGGAAACUUUUGGAGGUGAUAAGUUUAUGCCACAGAUUGUGGUAAUGGUAUAAUGGUUGUAUACUUAUUUUGAAUUCAUCACAUUGUAUACAUGAAUUAUAUACAGCUUUUUGUAUGUCCAAAGAUUGUCUUAAUAAAAUAAAGCCAUUCUAGUGGUUGUGGGGGAAAAAAAGGUGAAGAACACUCUAAGAUCAUACAGUUAGUGAAAGGAAGAUUUGAAUACUGGCUCUCUGAUACCAGAGCAAUUCAGUGCUGGUGGCAAAGAAUAUAAAAUACUUCCCAGAGAAGGUGUUGCUUUACCUGAGUCUUAAGAAUUAUCCAUACACACCAAGUUAUAUCUUGUCCCGUUAAUCACAGGAGGAAGGUGCCACAUGUGUCAGGAUAUUAAAGUGGAAAUAGUAACUGAGGCACCAAGAUUUUAUAGACAUCACAUACCAAAGUGAUUUGUAAGACACAAAAUGAAGAUAUUUAUUGGAAAUGCCCAAUAAUCAAUUUCACAACUCUUGAGCCUCUCAACUGAGAUGUCCAUCUAAAGAGUUAAGAGCUGGAGAUAAGUGAGUCUUGUAAAGCGAUUUCAUUUGGAGAAAGCAGGAUGGUGAGACCUUAGUUCUCUUUAAAGGAAGGAGGAUACUGUCCUUCAACAGAAUCAUUUUGAGAAUUUCAUAUAUAUCCCCUGCUUUUAUGAGAGCAAGAUCAAUAGCAA
Messenger RNA from Diceros bicornis minor, 5904 nucleotides. Its product is annotated as zinc finger protein OZF-like. The record is from RefSeq and is a predicted model, not a curated record. Gene Ontology annotation, molecular function: RNA polymerase II cis-regulatory region sequence-specific DNA binding; DNA-binding transcription factor activity, RNA polymerase II-specific. Lineage: Eukaryota; Metazoa; Chordata; Mammalia; Perissodactyla; Rhinocerotidae. Gene Ontology annotation, biological process: regulation of DNA-templated transcription.